AUGGCCAACUCCACCACAGUGACUGAAUUCCUGCUUACAAGAUUUUCUGAUGUGUGGGAGCUCAGAGUCUUGCACGCCUUGCUCUUCCUACUGAUGUACUCGGCAACCCUGAUGGGGAAUCUUCUCAUUGUCACAGUCACCACCUUCGACUGGAACCUUCACACCCCCAUGUAUUUCUUCCUUAGGAAUCUGUCUGUCCUGGACAUGUGCUACAUUUCUGUUACAAUACCCAGGGCCUGUGUCUUCUUCCUGCUUGACAUCAGGGUGAUCUCCAUGGUAGGAUGUGCAGCUCAGGUCUUCUUUGUGACUUUCUUUGCUACAGUAGAGCUCCUGUUCCUCACCAUCAUGGCCCGUGACCGCUGUGUGGCCAUCUGCCAGCCCCUCCACUACCCUGUGGUCAUGAACCAUCAGGUGUGUGUCCAGAUGACUCUGGCCUCAGUGCUCAGUUGUGUGAUCUAUUCAGGAUUCCACACUGGAAACACACUUCAGCUGCAAUUCUGUCAGUCCAACGUGGUCCAUCAGUUCUUCUGUGACAUCCCCCCUCUGCUGAAGCUCUCCUGCUCUGACACCCUAAUGAAUGAAAUUUCAGUUUUUAUCUCUGUGGUGCUGAUAGCUGGUGGCUGCUCUGCCUAUAUCACCUUGUCUUAUAUUCACAUAUUUUCUACUGUGCUCAAGUUUCCAACCAGAGAACGAGGGAAGGUCUUCUCCACCUGUGUCCCUCACAUCCUCGUGGUGACUGUCUUUUUAAGUUCCGUUGCUGCCGUGUAUGUGAAGCCAACCUCCUAUUCACCCACAAAUCAGGACAUGAUCACCGCUGUGUUCUAUACCAUAGCCCCUCCUUUCCUGAAUCCUAUAAUCUACAGUCUUAGAAACAAGCAGAUACAGGAGGCUGUGAAGAGGGUUAUGAGGAGAGUGAUUUAUUCAGGAAAAGAAAUAGGGUAG
This is a messenger RNA of Choloepus didactylus (southern two-toed sloth), 942 nucleotides long. RefSeq names its product olfactory receptor 14C36-like. The record is from RefSeq and is a predicted model, not a curated record. NCBI's taxonomy places the organism in Eukaryota, Metazoa, Chordata, Mammalia, Pilosa, Megalonychidae. Bases 1 to 942 code for a protein of 313 amino acids. Gene Ontology annotation, cellular component: membrane. Gene Ontology annotation, molecular function: G protein-coupled receptor activity; olfactory receptor activity. The transcript has a single exon. Gene Ontology annotation, biological process: G protein-coupled receptor signaling pathway.